This is a messenger RNA of Morchella importuna, 486 nucleotides long. RefSeq lists its product as uncharacterized. The record is from RefSeq and is a predicted model, not a curated record. The transcript has 5 exons. Gene Ontology annotation, cellular component: membrane; signal peptidase complex. NCBI's taxonomy places the organism in Eukaryota, Fungi, Ascomycota, Pezizomycetes, Pezizales, Morchellaceae. Gene Ontology annotation, biological process: protein targeting to ER. Bases 1 to 486 code for a protein of 161 amino acids.
AUGCAUUCUUCGCUGGUCCGUGUUCAAAGUGUCUUUAGUUUCUUUACAACAGUUACAUUCUGUGUCGCUGCCUUUAUAGCAUUGUCAACUGUUCUUUCCCCCACAAACCCAACAGCUACAGUCGAUGUUCGCAAGUUUCGUGUGAUAAAGGGCCGGGCUCACCAAUAUUAUGCCUCAAAAGUGCAGGAAUACGCAUUCAUUAACUUUGAUCUUGAUGCUGAUCUAGGAUCUCUCUUCAACUGGAACACAAAACAAGUAUUCACCUAUAUAUCUGCCUCUUACCCGGGCUCUAAAUUUUCUGAGAAUGAAGCUGUCAUCUGGGAUGCAAUUCUCCCUCACCGCUCAGCUUCGAGACUCCACCUUAAGAAUGAACGCGCAAAAUAUAACAUCAAUGAUAUAACUGGGAAAUUUUCUGAUCUCGGACUGUCUGAGGCGUUCACGUUACCGCCUUUGGAAGGUAAAGAGAAGGUCUCGGCAAAGAACUAA